AUGGGGAACUCGGAGAGCCAGCCGAUUCGCAACUCCGACAAGCGGACCGCUCGGAGGGACAACGCGGAGCUAUUCAACGCUGCCAUCUGGCGCUAUCGAGGUGACGUACUCGGUCCGCUGCCGCAACCGUUCGAGGGCCCGAGUGGGGACGAUUGCGAGUCAGAGCACCAGAGGGUGCGGGUAUGUGUGCGGAGGCGGCCGCUGUUUCCGCACGAGCGGCGCGCGGGCGAGUUUGACGUGCUUUCCCGCGCCGGCAACGAUGCGAUUGUCGUGCACGACUGCCGCAUGCGGCCCGAUUGCCGGAACCUUCUCAUCAAUCACCACAGCUUCACCUUCGACCGCGUCUUUGACGAGGAGGCGACGACGGACGAGGUGUACUCGGCCGAGGUCCUCCCGCUCGUGCGGCGCGCGGCGGCAGGCUCAGUGGCCGCGACGGUGCUGAUGUAUGGGCAGACCGGGUCUGGCAAGACGUUCACGAUGGCCGGGCUGCAUUCGCGGCUCUGCGACGACCUCUUCGCCAGCCUCAGUCCGGCGGAUGAGGUCACCGCCACACUCACAGAGCUGGGCGUCGGCGGUGCGCGCGACCUCCUCCGCGGCGGCGACGUGUGCCAGGUCCUCGCAGACCCGGCCACGGGCACGGUCGAGCCGCUCCCAUGCGCCGAGGUACGCGUGGACGGCGCCACAGGGCUGCGAGCUCUCUUUGAGUACGGGGCGAGCCUCCGCGAGACAGCGGCGACAGGCGUGCACGACGCGUCGAGUAGAUCGCACGCCGUCUUUCGUCUCCACGUCCAGCGUGCGGGCGUCCCCGGGGGCUCGCUCACACUCGUCGACCUGGCCGGGUCGGAGCAGCGCAUCGACGCCGACAGCCACUCUUCUGAGCGAACGCGAGAGAGCGCGGCCAUCAACGCCUCCCUCCUCGCGCUCAAGGAUUCGGUCGCUUCGCUCAAUGGCGGCGGCGAAUUCCGCUCGGCGGCCGGCGGGCGUCACCCGCUGACCCUUCUGCUGCGCCCCUCCUUCGAACGAAGCAGCGAGGCCGGCCGCCAGGGCUCCGGCACGGUGAUCAUCGCCACCGUGUCGCCGGCGAGCAAGGACACGGAGCACUCGCUCAACACGUUGCGGCACGCGGCGGCGAUG
Messenger RNA from Emiliania huxleyi CCMP1516, 1134 nucleotides. RefSeq lists its product as hypothetical. NCBI's taxonomy places the organism in Eukaryota, Haptophyta, Isochrysidales, Noelaerhabdaceae. Gene Ontology annotation, biological process: microtubule-based movement. Gene Ontology annotation, molecular function: ATP binding; microtubule motor activity; ATP hydrolysis activity. The record is from RefSeq and is a predicted model, not a curated record. The transcript has a single exon. The annotation marks the transcript as partial. Gene Ontology annotation, cellular component: centrosome; spindle; kinesin complex.